Molecule: messenger RNA, 2472 nt
Organism: Sphaerulina musiva SO2202
Lineage: Eukaryota; Fungi; Ascomycota; Dothideomycetes; Mycosphaerellales; Mycosphaerellaceae
Product: MFS general substrate transporter
Exons: 2
Coding region: 390-2237 (615 amino acids)
Biological process (GO): transmembrane transport
Cellular component (GO): membrane
Molecular function (GO): transmembrane transporter activity
Source: RefSeq, a predicted model, not a curated record
GCCACAUUGUGUAUACCUGACCUGAUUGAAAGACCUCAGCAUGCUGUCGCUGUUGCUCUCUUAUCACCCUCUUCUUCCUCAUCUUCUUCCUUUUGUUUGCAUACCACGAUAAGAGGCAACGUCACCAGCCAUCAUCGACUACCUGUACCUCUACCUGGCCUUACAUGUACCUUAUUGUUCCCGAUCCUGUACCGUACACACAUGUAUACACCUACGCACCUACGCAUACAAUAGACCGCAGCAUUACCAAGGAUCUGUCCCCCGCGCUACCACUCGCACACCUCUCCAGCGCGCCUUCCACACCCACUACGAGACCAUUCUAUUGCAUCUGAUAGAGCGCAAGGCGCAAACUCAGGGACGGAGGGCAGGGUCCUGUCCCGUCAACACCCAUGGAUAACAGCGAGGCCGCCAUCGAAGCCGAGCUUCAACUAGACGCGGAGGCGACUGCGAGGGCGCGUUCACAAAGGCACCGAGGACAACAACACAUCGCGUCGAAUGCUACAAAGGGCGGAGCAACAGCAACACAUGAUGAUCUGGACGAAUUCGCUUCGCUUCUGCCGGGGAGGCAACUGUCAGAAGAUGGGCAAGAGGAGGACAGCCGACGGCCAUCAUGGCAUGGGAGCAUGGAGUUUGACCAUUUGCCGUGGCAUAAACGGCCUUCGAUCUACUGGGUCCUCGGCCCUUUCUUCAUCAUGGCCUGUGCUUUUGGAGGCAUCAUUGCGCCCAAGAUGAAUUUGAUACUGGAUUUGAUCUGCAGGGAGUAUAUCGCAGAACGGAGUAUGGUUCCGGGAUUCACCAUGGCUCCUGUGGAUUUCAAUAACCCCUCCGCUCCGAAUGAUCAAUGUGGUAUACCCGAAGUGUCUGCGAGGACCUCCAUGUUCAAUCUCUGGGGAGGACUCAUCGGAGGCUUGCUCUCCGCCUUCACAGCCCCCAAGUUGGGCGCUCUCUCGGAUCGAUAUGGACGACGGCCGGUACUCGUCAUUACCAGUCUAGGAACAAUAUGCGGCGAAAUCGUCACCAUCUUUGCUGCUACCUACCCGGCCACUUUUCCCGUACCGUUGCUGCUGCUGAGCUACGCCUUCGAUGGCUUGACUGGCUCCUUCAUCGUGGCCAUGUCGAUUGCCAACGCAUACGCCACAGAUUGCACGCCGCCGAACAUGCGCAACGUCGCGUUUGGCUACUUUCACGCGGCUCUCUUCACAGGUAUCGCCAUUGGUCCGAUCAUCGCGGGUUACAUUGUCAAAUUGACGGGCAGUAUAGCCACUGUCUUCUACGCCCUUGGCGCAGUGCACGUGGCAUUCAUGUUCUUCGUAGGAUUCGUAGUUCCCGAGUCGCUCUCAGAGAAGAGACGCAUGUUUGCACAAGAGAAGCAUCGAGCGAUGCAAGCUGAGAAAGAUCCGAAUAGAGAUUGGAUCAACACACUCCGCUCUCUCAAUGUCCUGGAGCCACUGAAGAUCUUGCGGCCCAAAGGUCCUGGCAGCAGCAAGGCACUCCGACGAAAUCUGCUGGUUUUGGCUGCAGUCGAUACUAUUGUCUUUGGUGUCGCCAUGGGCAGUAUGGCUGUUGUGAUUAUCUAUAUGAGACUUCAAUUUUCCUGGCAGAGCUUUGAAGCGGGCAAGUUCAUGUCGAUUGUGAAUAGCACGAGAGUCGUUUGCUUGCUCUUCGUUCUGCCAGCAUUGACGCGACUGGUGCGUGGAAGGCCGGAUCGGGCGAAGACUGAGAAUACCGGGGCAGAUCUGUUUGACCUGUCGAUCAUUCGUGCGGCCAUUUUCAUUGACGCCCUGGGUUAUCUUGGCUAUACUCUCGCAAGAAGCGGUUCCGUCUUCACGCUCUCUGGUGCAAUAGCAUCCUUUGGUGGCAUUGGAUCGCCGACUCUGCAGUCAGCGUUGACCAAGCACGUUCCGAUCGAUCGCACAGGACAACUGCUUGGUGCAAUCGGGCUCUUGCAUUCGCUUGCUCGAGUGGUCGCACCGGCAGUGUUCAGCGCCAUCUUCGCAGCGACUGUGGGCAAGUUCAAUCAGGCAGUUUUCGUAUGUUUGUGUGCCACAUUUGGACUGGCAUUUAUUGUCAGCUGGUUUAUCACACCCCAUGUAUACUAUGAUGAAGAUAAGGCAGACGACGAAGAGGUGGAAGCAUCUCCAUCUUCAGCGCCAGGUCGAAUACCGAUCGUGAGCUCGGUCACGGAUGCCGCCGUAAACUUUGUACGUAAAGCCAGAGGCUCAGCUUCGGCUUCGUGAUGCAUUUACUCUUUUAGCAACGGGACCAUUGGAAAGACAGAACAUCCACGGCACACAGCCGGAGCCACAUUUGUAGGAAGGCCUCACAACAGCAAUGAUAGCAAUUUAUAUCAGAUCUACAGCAUGAAGGGGCGAUACGAUGAAGUUUGGUCGUGCAUCUCUAUUCUUUUCCCUUGUCCUAGUCAUUGCAGCUCUCGGCGUUCUCGUUUCAUCGGGUAUAUAGCCUGGAAAGGAG